Molecule: messenger RNA, 918 nt
Organism: Rattus rattus (black rat)
Lineage: Eukaryota; Metazoa; Chordata; Mammalia; Rodentia; Muridae
Product: olfactory receptor 4C6-like
Exons: 1
Coding region: 1-918 (305 amino acids)
Biological process (GO): G protein-coupled receptor signaling pathway
Cellular component (GO): membrane
Molecular function (GO): G protein-coupled receptor activity; olfactory receptor activity
Source: RefSeq, a predicted model, not a curated record
AUGGAGAAUGCAAAGAAUGUCACUGACUUCAUUCUUUUGAGCCUCUCAAAGAUUCCAGAGCUAAGAACAAUAUUCUCUGCUUUGUUUCUUAUCAUGUAUGUGGUCACACUCUUGGGAAACUUAUUGAUUGUUGUAACUGUAAUGAAGAGUUCGAAUCUGAGGUCGCCCAUGUAUUUUUUCCUCAUUUCCUUGUCCUUUUUGGAUGUCAUCUACUCUUCAAUCACUGCUCCCAAGUUGAUUGUAGAUUCUCUUUCUGAAAACACUACGAUCUCCCUAGAAGGCUGUAUGACCCAGCUCUUUGCUGAACACUUCUUUGGUGGGGUAGAGAUCAUCCUACUCAUUGUGAUGGCCUAUGACCGCUAUGUGGCUAUCUGUAAACCUCUGCACUACACGACAAUUGUUAGUCCUCGAAUGUGCUGGCUGAUGGUGGGAGGGGCUUGGGUGGGAGGAUUUGCUCAUGCAACCAUUCAGCUUCUCUUUAUGUAUCAAAUACCUUUCUGUGGUCCCAAUAUCAUUGAUCAUGUGAUCUGUGACUUGUUCCCAUUGUUGCAACUAGCCUGCACGGACACCCAUAUCCUGGAUCUCUUAGUCAUUCUCAACAGUGGGGUGAUGUGUGUGACUAUUUUCCUUAUUCUCAUCACUUCCUAUGUAGUUAUCCUGUGCUCCUUGAAGUCUCGCAGCUCUGAAGGAAGGCGCAAAGCUCUCUCCACAUGUAGUUCUCACUUCACAGUGGUUGUGCUGUUCUUUGUACCUUGUAUUUUCUUGUACAUGAGGCCUGUGGUCACUUACCCCGUAGACAACGCAAUGGCUCUGUGUGCUACCAUUGUUGAACCAAUGUUAAAUCCUUUGAUCUACAGUUUGAGGAAUGCAGAAGUAAAACAGGCUCUGAGGAAACUGUGGAUGAAAAGAGGACCUUGA